CAUUCUCAAAGGGCUCCUGAGAAAACGGAUAGUGCAGUGUGUCUGGGGAACCCAGUACCCUGGAUGGUGGGAGUUGCUAUUGUCACUCCUCCUCUCCAGGAUGCAUCGCAUAUCCCUAGGCCCUCUGAGGGGUCAGGGCUCCUGCCUGCCUGCCUCUGAAUAUCUGUCAUCUUUUUGCUUUGUUUGGUCAUCAUGACCCUGCCCCUGCCAACUAAGAAAAGCUGAGCCAGGGCCAAGCCUGGCUGCCUGGUCUCCUGGCCAGCAUUGCAUGCUGCUGCUUUGCGUCAGCAGAAAAAAGGUCCCCUGCCAGCCACAUUUUAGAGCACGCUGUCCCUUGCAGUCCUAGCCUGAGAAGCUUCUACGCUGCGUCCCUGCUUGCCAGACUGAGUUUGUUCUCUCUCUGCCCACAUACCUGGUGCCUCAGGAAUCUCGAAGUAUGGCUUGGCGGCCCAGUGACUUCAGGGGAUGUGUUUGAGGCUUGGGGACCAGUUCUACAAGGAAGCCAUUGAGCACUGUCGGAGCUACAACUCAAGGCUGUGCGCAGAGCGGAGUGUGCGGCUCCCCUUCCUGGACUCGCAGACUGGCGUGGCCCAGAACAACUGCUACAUCUGGAUGGAGAAGAGGCACCGAGGCCCAGGCCUUGCUCCUGGCCAGCUGUACACGUACCCUGCCCGCUGCUGGCGCAAGAAGCGACGAUUGCACCCACCAGAGGACCCAAAGCUGCGACUCCUGGAAAUAAAACCUGAAGUAGAACUGCCCCUGAAGAAAGAUGGUUUUACCUCUGAGAGUACCACCCUGGAAGCCUUGCUUCGUGGUGAGGGAGUGGAGAAGAAGGUGGAUGCCAGAGAAGAGGAAAGCAUCCAGGAGAUACAGAGGGUUUUGGAAAAUGAUGAAAAUGUAGAAGAAGGGAACGAAGAGGAGGACUUGGAAGAAGAUAUUCCGAAGCGCAAGAACAGGACCAGAGGACGGGCUCGUGGCUCUGCAGGUGGCAGGAGGAGGCAUGAUGCUGCCUCUCAGGAAGAUCAUGACAAACCCUACGUCUGUGACAUCUGUGGCAAGCGCUACAAGAACCGGCCAGGACUCAGCUACCACUACGCUCAUACUCACCUGGCCAGCGAGGAGGGAGAUGAAGCCCAAGACCAGGAGACCCGAUCCCCACCCAACCACAGAAACGAGAACCAUAGACCCCAGAAAGGACCAGAUGGGACAGUCAUUCCUAAUAACUACUGUGACUUCUGCUUGGGGGGCUCCAACAUGAACAAGAAGAGUGGAAGGCCUGAAGAACUGGUGUCCUGUGCUGACUGUGGACGCUCUGGUCACCCAACUUGCCUGCAGUUCACUCUGAAUAUGACCGAGGCCGUUAAGACCUACAAGUGGCAGUGCAUAGAGUGCAAAUCCUGUAUCCUGUGUGGGACCUCAGAAAAUGAUGACCAGCUACUCUUCUGCGAUGACUGUGACCGUGGCUAUCACAUGUACUGUCUAAAUCCUCCAGUGGCUGAGCCCCCAGAAGGAAGCUGGAGCUGCCAUUUAUGCUGGGAGCUGCUCAAAGAGAAAGCAUCAGCCUUUGGCUGCCAGGCCUAGGGCCCCCAUCACAGAAUGCAGCCCACCACUAGAGAGGCUGAACUGAAGCCCUGUUCAACCCAGAUGGAGGUCUCCUCCUGUAUAUGUACACAGACCAACUGCAAGGAAAACGAAUAGUUACAGAAGGGAACGGAGGGGGCAAGGUCCCCACUCACCUCUCGCCCUGCCCUGCCCGCGACCUCACGCCCCAUGCAUACUUCAACCAGCGCUUCUUCAUUUCUACCAGCGGGAACUCGUCAUUUUUGAAGAACAAUCCAGCCCCAGCUCUGUGGAACCUUCCUCAUGUUCACCCUCACAUGCCUCCCUCUCGUUGCUUCCCAUUUUAGAGGAAGCCACUUUGUGACUGCUCAUCAACCCCUCUGUGUGUUGCUUGGUGGGGUUCUUGUUUUGUUUUGUUCUCUUCUAUUGUGUUUCAAGAACUCGUCACCCAGCGUCCUCACCCUUAGCUUAGGCUCUUCAUCCCAGAACUCUCCCAGAGGAACAAAAUGCUGUGGGGAAGCUCUUGCUUAUUACUAGUCUCACUGGAAAUGCCCGUGUUUGGAGGCCAUCUUGAAGAUGGAACUUGGAAACAUCUUGGUUUUCAAGUCUCUGCUUAGAAGAAGAGUUGUAGUGUUUGAGCCUCUGCAGUAGCAUCCACAGCUGGGAUGCCCUUGAUCCACUGCACUGCCACUUGAUCAGGGGUUCAGAGGGCCUGGGAGAUGGGAGGAAAACCUGGGGCCCUGCUAUAACUAGUCAGUAUUUGCUGGUCCUCAAGAGGGACUUUGCGAGGGACUAGGCCUUGACCUUCAGAACUUGAGGUAAGGCAACACAGUUUCUAAACACAGAAAAGUGCUGAAUGAAGAUCCUGCCCCCAACUGAAUUGAGUGUGAAGGUCUGCCUCAGUCUCUGGGGGUGGGACUCAAGCUCUGGAGAGGUGGGCAAAGGAUGCCCAUUCAACAGUCCAGGGUUGGUUAGAAGAGACUAUAUGUAGCUUUGAGAAACUCUCUAGUAUUGAUGCUACACUAUAGAUUUCUUUUCUGGGCAAUUCCUUCCUUCCAUGUAGUAUAUGUUUGUCAGUGACCACCGAGAUGUGACUGGAAAUUUUAGAAUGGAGAAGAGAUGAACAUUACUUAACCAGAUCAUUGGGCACGUUGAUUACUUGUGACUGGGUGGCAAUGAUUCAGAACCCUAGUCCGUUCUUGUACGCUAGGCUCCCUGAUAUGGGAUGGGUUCUCGUUUGAAGCAAGGUUUCUAGAAGAUGGAGGAAGGCCUGGAUUCUAAGGACCCUGUGUGUCAGAAGAGAAGCCUUGAGGGCUGGAGUGGGCUGGAGCUGGCUUUGAAUCACAGUGACAGUGUGAUAACUGACACAUUUCUGGAAAAAUCAUUCGCCCAAAGGGCAGGUCUCCGUGAGCAGGAUCCGUGCGCAUGCUCCACUUCCCUGGAAUCAGCUCCAUCGCCGUGGUCCAGCAGCUUGCAACAAAGGCCUGGGUUAUUUUUAGUCUUCAGCUCCUGAAGAAGCCCCUGGAGACAUGGGCUGGCUGGGCCCCUCUGCCCAGCUGCAGCAUGGCCUCUGCCACUCCACAGGAGUCAUCCUCCCCCUGGCUAAUUGCUCUUGGCACGUGGACCUAGGGCAGCCUGGCAUGGAACCAAGCGGUGUGCCCCCCCCUGCAACUUCUUUGCAGAGUGACCUGUGGCAAGAGAGUGGGGGUCACUCUCCUGCAGGCCCUGUGGCCUCAGAGCUAGUUCCAUGCAUACGAAAUGAUCUCAUUUAAAGGGCCCCUGUCCAGAGAGCACCUCUCUCCUCCUCUCAAGCUCUCUCCUUCCUCCUGCUGGUUGCUGUGCCUGUGUGGAUUAAAAAGGCCCAAGGAAGGGCUGGAGGAAUGGCCUAUCUCCACAGAGGGGUACAUCCCCUCUCCAGACUCUGCUGGCUCUCCCCACAAACCCUAAAGCAGAGUAGCCUCAGAGACUACUUACUUGUUUGGGGAAUCAUAUUAAAUUAAUUUCAGAAGGGAAAAAGGUCCAAAUGUUCUGGAAUGCUAUACAGGCCUAAAGGUGGGGGAAAAAUAAGUCUAAAACCCUCCACCUUUAUGGCUCUAAGACUUGACAGGUCCCCUUUUGGAGUGUACAUGAGUCUGCUUUCUACAGAAAUGCAGAUGUUCUCUGUCCAGCCAUCCUUGGGCCCACCCAAGCUGAUGGAGAUCACACAUCCCUCGCCAAGUCAAGGGGGCAGUCGGAGCUUGUCCACAGCACUGGGACUGCCCAGCACCCUUGGUCCCCUAAGGAAGACUCCCGGAGUCCUUCUCUUCUGCUUCACUUGUCCUAGAGAAUGGGCUCAGCCUUUCUGCUUCAGAGGUUUUGGUUUGGUUCCCCAUGCAGAGAGCAGCUCAGCUUGGAGAUGCCAUGUCAGGGUACGGCAGGCCAGGUCUCCAGAGCCAUCCUCCUGCAUCGGAAAAAAAAAAGGCGUUUGUGAAGUCAAAUUGAUAUCUUCUUUCUCAGAGCCCUGGAAUGAGCAGCAAUCACAGGGUCGGGGUUCUAGUGCCCCCUCUGCCCCUGAAUAGUGUGUGACCUUGGACAAAUCACAUAGCACCCAUAGCACCCUCAAAUCUCUAUGUGCUCAUCUGUAAAAUAGAAAUGAGAACACUUGCCUUUUCUAUUCCACACUGACACUGGGAGGGGCCCGAAGAAUAAUGUUACAUAAACAACCAACUGCAGAGUCAGGCGUGUCUGUGGGAACUCCAAAUGCUUUUUGGAGCCACCACCUUGUGGCUUCUAGCCAAAGCUAGAAGCCUUCUUGGAAUCUCUUUUUUGAUGGAUGGAGGCUUACAUGUCAAAGGCUUGGUUGUCCAUGGUCAGGGCUUCUAAGCCAGGGCUGUGGUCAUGGAGACUGUGACUGGGCUUGGGUGAUAAUGGGAGGUACCCAGGGUUUGGGAACUUGAGGACAAAGAUACCAUAAAUGCAUGUGCAUGUGGACAGAUAGACACAGAAAGAUAGACAGACACACACAUACACACACACACCAUCAGCAUGAUUAACCACUUGGAAGGGGAGCCAACUUCUGUAGAGGGCACUGUGCACUUGUUCAAAUGUAGUAGUAUCUUUUUAGCCGGUUAACUCUAGUCAAGUAACUUUGCCUCUCUGAGCCUCACGGCCCACGAGUGUGAGGCAGAGAGAGAUGGCCUGUCUAGAGAUCUAACAGGGCUGUUAGAGUAGUGCUUGUUGAGAAGUGUCAUGGUGCAGGUCUUGCUAACAAUGGGGCUUCCAGUCUGUAGUAGCCACUGUCAUUUCGUCCAGAGGUCACUAAGCGGGGACAAUGAUUCUGUUGAGGACCCCACAAGUCCUGACAGGGUUAUUCUGCUCCACCACAGCCUUCUAUCCUUAUGUGGUGACUGAAGAACCCCAGCUGGAAGAUAAACUCUUAUUUCUUUCUAGACAUUCUUGAGACCCUACGUUCAGGACCGUAGUAAAUCCAGGACAGACCAUGGGUGAGGAAAGAGGAGUGGAGCUCUAGAUAGAGACCUGACAUCCUUGUCCUCUUUCCCAAGCCCUCCUGACACCGCUGGAGGCAGAAGCCAGCAAGUCUCCAGACUGCUGGGUGCGGUUGCCUCAGGAUGAGAUAGGAAGCUGGGUCUAGGUGGAGAGAGGCGCUGCUUCCCUUGGCUCAGCCUGAGAGACCCUCCUGUGACUAGAUGACUAGGGGGCCAGAGGGAGUGGGGGGAAAGGGGGGGCGGGAGGAGAGGAGAGUAGGAGGGGGAGGGGGAAAGGGAGGGGAAGAGAAGAGAGGAGAGGAGAUUCUGAUUAGGGGAGCUAAGAGGAGGUUUUGCAGAGCAAGAAGAUAUGGGCUUCACUCCUGGUGCACUUUAGUCUUCAAGAACAAUCCCUUUCAGCCCUCGAAUGUAUAAGUCCAGGUAUUUUAAGGAAGAAAACCAACAGGGCUAUAUUUAUUUUUCCUUUGGGGGCAAGUUCAGAAAACCUAUGUUCUGCAGUGGGUGGAAGAAAAUUCACCGGUAACACAAGGCUGCCACAGGCACAGGUGGGGGUUUGACGCUUUCCUCUUCCAGUCUAUGUGCUCAAGGCAGUCUUGCUUGGCUGGUGGGUGACCCAGGCAGGGUCCUGAGAAUCCCCCUGCCUGCCCUCCAUUUAGAAGUGCUGAGGUGAGUGUGCCUCCCUCCUACUCAAUAAUGUCUGUUCUUAGUACUCCUUAGGAACUCCAGAGUCAUGGUCCAAGGGAGAAGCUAGCUCCUGGGCCAUACUCAUGCCGACAUGGCCACUGAAGGUGUGUGUUCUCAGGCCUAGGCUAGCUUCAGGCAGGAGCAGUACUGGUGUCUCUUGUAGUAGACCAGCAUUCCUGAGUUGGGUUGCAGGGCAGGGAGGCGUGGGGAAGGAGUCCGAGUUAGCCUAAUAAAGAGAAAAGAUGGGAAGGAACUUUGAGUUGGGGAUGAGAGUUGGGGAUGGAGGAGGUGCUGUUGGGAGAUGCAAGCAGAGGGACAAUGGGGGGGGGGUAUGAAGCAUUAUCAUAACAAGCUUUUCCCCCCUCAGUCCUACAGUCCUAGAAAAAAAAUUGUUUGAAACAAAAGCUAAAUGUUUGCCUAGCCGUGGGUGCUGAGCCAGCUCUCCUUUCUGGGGGCUCCCUGGACUCUGGACCCAUGCUGACUGAGGGGACUAUCAGAGGGCAAGGAGGGAGGGACUGGUGUCCCUCAUGCAGUGGAAGUAGGAAAGACCUGCCCCUCCCCCCUGCUCCUGCCUGAGUCUUUGUGGAUUUUUCUACUCCCACAGAUGAGUGUCAUUGGAACAUUUGGCCAUCGGUUGCUGAGACCCCGCUGGUCUAGAUUGGCUAGGGUCAGUUGACAGAUGGUAGCAGGGUGAGCUUGAUCCUGGCCUACAGCCUUGGGCAUGGGAGCAAUUUCAGGCUUUGCUGCUUCAGGGCUUAGGCCCAUAGGUCCUGACUCCAGCAGCUGGAAAGUGCAGGAGGAGGGCCUAGCCAGCCUUCUCCCUACCACCUGGCAGAACCAAGGCUCCGUGUCCCCCACUGUCUGCUGCCCUUUUGGUCUUUCCAAGAGCUCAGCUUUAUCUGAGGAAAGGGGAGGACCCCAUUUUUUCUUGCCCCAAGUCCACAAAUCUUCCCACUGAGACCCCUCCUACACCAAAUCUAAUUUAUCAGUAGUCAGAAGGGCUGUUGAGGUCAUCUGUGAGUUGGGCUCUUUGGUUAUUCUCCAGCAUCCUCAGGCCUUGUGAUCUUUACGAUCCUCUUCCAGAGGCCGCAGUAACCUGCCGGGAGUGUGGGAACAGCCUGGGAACCAUGGAUUGGUUUAGGGUUUUUGAGAGCUAGAAAUGUUUUUCUAAUGAGCCUGGAGACUUAUAGGGUAGGGGGACUGGGAAAUUUGCUCUGAGAAGUAGAUCAGGGGGUAGGGAAAGGAAGAUGUGGGAAGGUGAAUGGAAUGGGUCCUUUGACCAUCACAGCGGUUGCUUCUGGGAAAACCUGGCUGCAGGGCUGUUCAAACUGGGCAAUUGGAGGUAGGCCCAAAGGAAGCAAGGUCAGGAAGCCCUGAGGUGGAGAGAUAGGCUCCUGCCUUGUCAUUUCUGCAUUAAACCUGUCCUCUCAGAAGAGACAGACAGACACACACACACACAUACACACACACACACACACACACCGUGAGGAGGGAAACUAGAAGCCAGGAGUAGUGUGCCUUAGGCCUGUCUGGGUUCUGAGUGAGGCCUGGCCAUGCCUCCUGACUGGUUGCAAGUGCUCCUUGGCAUUGGUGAAGCUGUGAGGGGUGUCAUGGGCUGGGGGUGGGUACAGGGAUGCCCUGUUUGAGUCUGUGAGAGCCUCAGGUGGAGGGGCCAGCAGCCUCAAACGAGUGACACUCCACAGUUUCCCCAUCUUUGGCCUCACCAUGAACAGGGAGCAUUUGUGCUGAUGGUGACAUUACCCAGGGCAGAGCAGAGGAAGGCAGGAUUGGGCUGGCAGGCAGCCAGAACCCUCUUCCACAGAGAUAUAAUUACUAAUAAUGACCUCUAUCCUGAAAGCAAAUAAGAUGGCCAUUCAGGUCGGCACCAACUGGAUCUGGCAAAUCAACAAAACCGGGGUUGGGAAGGGACACGGGAAAAGAGGCCUCUGUCGGAAAUAGGGGCCCAUGAGGCCCUGGGGCCUUUGUAUCCCUCAGCAACUAACUUUGAGAACUCCCAGCCUAUAUUUCCACCCACUGCAUCUUUUAGCUCACCUUGCUCCAUCUCUAUUGUUGUAUUAAUAUUGUUGAUGAGAGCAGGUGUGUGUGUGUGUGCAUGUGCAUGCGAGUGUUGGUAUGGGUGUGUGUUGGCCUGAAGAAAGCCACUAGUGUUGAUCCAAGACCAGAGGAGAACCAGGAGCCACCAGGCAAGCUGUAUUUUAUCGUCCCUGAAGAUUUUUGCAGCCAAGGACUGCAGUGCCCAGUCUAAAGAGCCAGCAGAUGGCUUCUCGUGGCCCUUCCCAUCUUUUCCCUUCAUCACCUCUGCCUCUUUGGGAGAAAUAUUGAGGAUAUGAGAAAAAGAAAAAGCCUCAAUUAUGCUAUCAAAAUGGUGCAAAGACUUCAUGGCUGGAAUGAAGCCUUUUGUUGACUCUAUUUUCCCUUUCAUGUUUAUUCCCCACUGAGACCUUCAUUCUCUUUUUCUCCUCCUUCCUCUCUCCUCCCUUCCUCUCCUUCCUCCUCCCUUCCUCUCCUUCCUCCUCCCUCCUUUGCAUCCCCUCCCACUUUCCCUGUAGCCAUGCAAAUGCUAGAGUGCAGGGGUAGCUGGAAGAAACAGUGCUAUAAAAGAAAAAUAUACCCCUGUGCAUUUUUCAACAUGUAGUUGAAGAAGCCUAAAUUAAGGACUAGGGGGAACAAAGCAAAAGACACAUGGCCAGAUAAUAUACGAGUGAAGCCUGAAAACAGAAUCUCAGAGCAGAGAUGAUGCGGAGCAGGUGGAUUGGGUAGGUAGGGAGUCCCAGCUUGCCCGUGUGUCAGGUCCACGUGGCAUUUGGGGAAGCAGACAAACCUGUGCUUUUACAACAAGUGGCCAAGUGCUUGGGGACCCCUGUGCUCUUUUGUUAGGCAAGGGAAAAGAUGUCCAUCCUAGCUGCCACUGUGUAUCCACCAUGCUUGUCCACCCUGGCUACUUUUUCCCUGGAGGCAGAUGAACACAUUUCUUGCCUGCCAAGAGUGAGGGCUGGGCAAGCUGGUACUGGCUGAAGCACUUGGCAGGGGGCUGGAUAUGCGCAAAGCAAUGUACUUGGUCUGCAGGGGCUGAAAAAAAACAAAAACAAAAACAAAAAACAGCCUCACCCUGGCCCGGCCUUCUGGUUGCAUUAUCAGCUAGCUGUAAAUGUUAAACAUUCCAGCAGGAUCCCGCUAAGUGUCCUAUCACCAGGACAGUGCCGGUUAUCUGUAUAUUUCUGUUUGGAACAUAUUUUCAUAUGAUGUGCAGGUGGAAACAUCUAGUUAUUGCCACCUUCUGGAAGUUGGGGAGAACACAGUUGACCCCAGCCUCCUUGUUUUGGUUUGUUAACCUGGGCAGUAGCUGCCACAGGUACAUAUCCUUAGCUUAUAGAGGUGCUAUGGAAGGUGUUCAUCUUUAGCAUUAGACUCCAGGGGGAUGAUAUAUAGCUAUACCUGGCUAAAGCAUGUCAGGCAGCCAGGUGGUCUGAGAUUGUGUUUCCAAAUGCUGUUUUAGGUUUCUGGUCAGGGUACUGUAAUUGGCAGGGCACGCUCAGUAGAGAGAAUUAACUGGCGUGGGAAAGUGAAAGCCUCACAACUGGACUGAGUGGACACCCACGGAGACUCCACUGGCUUGGGCUCAAAGUCUAGGGGCCAGCUUCUGCGUGGUCUAGCUGGUGGAUGUGGCCCAGUGUCAGGCUUUUGCAGCACACCUCCUCUGGGAUGGGCUCUUCACAUCCCAGCUCAAGCUUCGACUCCUCCCCUUGUCCAUACUGACAGCAUUGGAGGCAAACACUUUCUUUAUAUCUCCUCCCUUCUCUGCACAUGUUUUACCUUUUAGCUAUUCCCCAAAGAAGUCACAUUAGGCUUCCCUCCCCCCAUUUGGCUCACUAAAUGCCCACCUUCGGGGAGGCUAGGUCAGCCUGUUCGCAAGCGGCCUUAGGUUUAUCUGUUGUUGGUCUUAGAGAAAACUCUGCUGGAUCCUUGGAUCGCACAGCUCUCAGUAGGAGGGACUGUAGGGCCUCUAGGGACAGACAGGACAGAGCUUGGCUGCGAAUCUGGGUUUGAAGUACUAGAGAACAUGAAAUGUAUCCUGGAGUUUGGUCCACUUGAGAGCUGUCAGGCAGGGUUCCUUUGGCCCAAAUCUCCUUUCAAUAGUCAGAUUCCCCACUGUCCUUAGGGAUAGUAUGGAAGACAGGAAGUCUCUCCAUCUGGAUCCUGUCUGAGCCAGACUGGUGGCACUGCUCUCAAGCAGCUGACAGCAGACCAUGAGCCUCUCAUGCCUGAAUUCACGAUGGACCUGGGAUCCCCAGAGCUGAUGGACCAAGCUCUGGGAGGAGUUCCUUAGCCAUCUCCUCUCUAGUGCACUCAGACCCCUUGCAGUCCUGAAGCUGGCCUGCUGGAUGGUUAGGAAAUGCAGAUCUGAGGAGUGCCUGCCCUGUGCACACUAUAGCUCUUUUGAGGAAGGGUCAGAGCUAAGUCCUCACUGCAGUCCCCUCACUGCCCAACAUGUGUUUAAGAUGAGGACAGACAACCUUAAAGGCCAUUUUCAAAUAACCCUUUAUCCCUGAUGGCCAAGAGAUGGAAGAUCUCCACGGGAAGAUACAUGAAACUGGUUUUCUUCUUCUAGUUGGCUAAUCCCUGCUGUCUCUCCCAUCAGGGAAAAGCUGGCUUGGUGGCUCUAGGAAGAGCCACCUCUGUUUAUCAAACCCAGGGUUUUCUUGAGUGAGCUUGGAUAGGAGGCCCCUGGGGUGGGAUGAGAGACGGAUGUCCUGGGAUUUGGAAUCUCUUGGCUACAUUGACUUCUAGAGGGGGCACAGAGGUCUUGGGUUAAGCUGGGAGUGUGAAGCAUUUGGGAAGGAGCUGGUUUGGUCUUCAUGGCUCUGUUGGUAUCUGAGCUGACUCUGGAUAUCUUGCAGUCUCAGGAAUGUACUACUCUGUGGACUGCUUUGGGAAAGGGUCCCUGGUCCCUGGAACCAAAUCUCUGGAACCACAGGGUCUCCACUGCUAUCUCUUGGCCUGGUUGAGGGGUGAGGCAAACUUCUCCCAGUGGGCACAAGAGGGGGAAGCCAAUCCAGGACUUUAAUCUCACCAAUCCUACAAGCUUGCCUGUCUCUUACCUCCCCUCAGCGCCUCGAGGAUCUUAACCACAAAAGGAUGGCUGAAAGCUUUGGCCUCCAUCCCUGGAAAUCUCUAGAAUUGAAGAGUUUCCUUUUACGCCUUUGGAUGUUUUCCCCAUUGGACCUUGGGACCCAGCACCAUGCUGCCUCUUGCUGACUGAACAACCUAGAGUUUUUGCCUUGAGCUGCUUAGCUACCGUGCAUAGGAUGAAGGCUGACACAGCUUUCCUGAGGUUAGAAAAAGGGCUGCGGAUCUGGGAAGCUGUGUGUAAUGGGCCGAAGAUGAAUUUCCAUCCGGCUUGCUUUGCUGCUCUGAAAAGCAAACACAGCAACAAACAGAUGAAUGAGAAGCCCAGCCCCCCUCUGCUCUGGUCCUCUUUCAGGUGUGGUGUUGUGAUGGCACAUGUAUAGCUGUGUAUGCCACUGUCUUUCCAUCCUCUAGGGAUGCUUUUUAUCGCUCUUGUAUGUCAAGUCCUGGUCUUGUGACUCCCAUCGUGAAAGGUGCUGUCAUGUCCCUACCCUGUCUGAGGGACAUAUGGGAUCUCUUGGUAUUUCAGUGUUGAAGGGGAGGCUCUGCACAUCUCCCCUUAUCCCAAGGGGGACACACUGGUUCUGACUCUCUAGAGAGCUGGCAUAUCAAAAGAAGAAUCCGCAGGUUGGAAAUAGCCCGUAUCUGGAUUUUACCUCUCUGAUGGGCUCGCCGGAGAAGUCGGCUGUCUGGAAGGACUGCCUAGGUGCCAGGGCCUUCCUUCUUUCUGCCUUUCCUCUUCCCUGACUCAGUUUCCAUUCCAGAAGAGAAGCCUUGGAGAAGUCAGAGCCUAAACAAAUGGUUAGGCAUAUGAGCACUGAGCAGCCUUUACCUCGGAACCCCUGGAUACCCCAGCCCCUCAGAGGGACCCCCGCACGUUGGUAAAGACUGAGCCACAGCCCCCGUCUCUCCUUGCUGUGGUUAUCGUCUUGUCCUGUGACUGAUUAGCAGUGUUGGCUAUCCGUGUAGCAAAUCUUUUGUCUGCAAUUUAGAGAAUGUGUAAAUGAAUAAAAGCUUCAGAACUCUCGGAAA
Molecule: messenger RNA, 11909 nt
Organism: Mastomys coucha (southern multimammate mouse)
Lineage: Eukaryota; Metazoa; Chordata; Mammalia; Rodentia; Muridae
Gene: Dpf3
Product: double PHD fingers 3
Exons: 11
Coding region: 466-1581 (371 amino acids)
Cellular component (GO): nucleus
Source: RefSeq, a predicted model, not a curated record